AUGGCUCCAAACGGUAUCGUUCCAAUUAUGAAUGAAAGUACUUUCAAUUUGCCUCGCCUUGAAGAUUAUGAUAUAAAUCCAUUGAGUGGGUUUCUUCCUUCUACUCCACCAUUACAACGCCUAACUAAUCCUUACUAUGAGCCAUGGGAAACUUUGAUUGAUAUAUUUCACGAAUUGAUGUUGAUCGGUCGUUUAAGGGAAUACGUAAGAAAGCUGCCGCUUUUGAAAACUGAUCGCCUAGAAAAUAUAGAAGAAUAUCGCCGUGCUUUCUUAAUUUUGUCCUUUUUGGCACAUGGAUAUGUAUGGGGAAAGUACGAACCAAUUUCAGAUAGGUUACCACCUAAUAUUGCCAUUCCUUGGGUGAAAGUAUCAGAUUAUCUCGAUGUCGCGCCAAUAUGUAAUCAUGCUGCAGUCGUGACAUGGAAUUGGCGCUUACUAUUUUCAAAUGAACCGUUUGAUUUAAACAAUCUUGCUACAUUAAUUACGUUUUCAAACACGUUGGAUGAAUCUUGGUUUUACCUAGUUACAACCGCCAUUGAAGGAUUCGGAGGACGCGCUCUUACGAGUAUUAUGACUGCUAUUCAAGCUGUUUAUGAUGGUAAUGACGAACAAUUGAUUAACGCGUUGAAAGUUAUCAGUUCCACUAUUUCUGAUAUUAACGCAACCCUACAAAGGAUGUUUGAAAAAUGCGAUCCGUAUGUCUUUUACUGGAAGGUACGACCAUACCUCUCUGGUUGGAAGAAUGAAGAUCUUUUGCCGCGUGGGUUAAUUUAUGAAGGAGUAGAUGAAAAUGACGAGAAUGGAAAUCCGAUUUAUCGGCAAUAUAUAGGAGGUAGUGCAGGUCAAAGUGCUUUAAUCCAAGCUCUUGAUAUUGCACUUAAUAUAGAUCACUAUCCAACGGGUGUUAGACCGAACACAAAUGGACACACAUCUUCGGAUAAUGGUCAUUUUUAUAAUAAUAAUUGUCACCAUUAUUCCUCAUGUCUUAAUGGAUACCCUCAAAAUCACGAUAUUCAUCAUUAUGCAUCUAAUGGACACACUAAACCUCAACAACCUUAUCUUCACAGAAUUCGCCAGAAUAUUCCAGGAAAGCAUCGUAAAUUUCUUGAAGACCUUGCUAAAAUUGCAAAUAUUCGAAAUUAUAUAAUAUCCAAUGCCGAUUAUGAUUCUAGUACUAAUACAUCAUCAUCAGACGAUGAAGACAUGAGAUUAUUACGCGAAACUAAGGAAGCUAGUGAUUUAAUUAAGGCUUAUAAUGAAUGCUUGAUUCAAAUGAAAAACUUUAGAAACAAACAUUUACAAAUUGUAAGCGUUUAUAUUGUAAUUCAAUCACAUAAAAGAGUUGGUGGUUUGCAUUUCAACGCAAAGGAAGGUACUCCUCCCGUAAAUAAAGACUUGAUUGGUAAUGAUGAAGCAAUAGCUACUGUAGUAAGCAAAAAGGCAAUCACUAACACUACAUCCAAGAAUGGUGAUAAGGAAAUUAGAAAAACAACAAGUACCGAAUCGAUCGAAAUCAUUAAGGGUACUGGGGGAACUAAUUUAAUGCCAUUUUUGAAACAAAUGAGAGAUGAAACGAUGGACCAAGAAAUUACAGAAGUGGGUAAUGUUGAGAAUAUGUGGGUAGAUAUAAUUUUAGUUAUUUUCUUCGAAUUACAUAUCGAAGUGAUAAUCGUAAAAUUUGGACAAUUGACAAAAGAACAAGCUUGCCUACCUUUUGGUUAUGUUUCCGUGAAGGCUCAUAGACGACAUCGCAUAAACCCUUCAACAAUAAGACCUAAUGUGCAUCCAUCUUCGGAUAAUUCGGACCCACUUUUAAAUGAACUUCAUGAUUUUAAUAAUCAUUUACAGGAUCAUCUUACUCUUGGAGAAACAGCAUCCGUUUUAACCACAGUAACUGAUGUAAUUUCCCCAGAAGUCAUGGAAUUAGAUGGAAAUGGAAAAGCUGAUGAUGACAACAUGUCAUGGACGCAUUCACACUCCCAUCACGGUGAUGACCUAUCAUGUUUUCCUGGGGCACCUGAAUUUAGAGAAGCACAUGAUGGUCUCAGCGCUAUAAUGUUCAGCGAAUUACCAAACUUGAAAAAUAUUGGACUCUGUUCUAUUGGGUUUCAGGGAACAUUUUGUAGGCGUAAAGGAAACAAAAAUAGUUUAGGCAUCAGAUGUUGUAAUGAAUUGACGGAAAUACCGGCCGAAAUUGGAUAUAUGAAAAAUCUGACAAAACUUGACUUGUCCAAAAAUAAAUUGAAAUACAUUCCUGACACAAUUGGUUUUUUACAUAAACUAGUUGAGCUUAGAUUAUCAGAUAAUCAAUUAACUUAUAUACCAUCUUCUAUUGGUUCACUCAAAAAACUUGGAACUUUAUUGCUUGAUAAUAAUAAGUUAACCGAGUUACCACCUGAAAUUGGAGAAAUCAAGACGCUUGUUAAUUUGGAUGUCCGUGAGAAUCCAAUUACGGUAUUACCCGCCGAACUUGGAAGGCUUCAGUAUUUACGUAAACUUCGCACAGAAGGAUGUUCAUUAAAAACAGAAUUUGUUCAUAACAUUACUCAUUCUCCACCCACGCUUAUGGAGCUCGCCGCACGCACGAUCGUUCGAAAGCAAAUUCCAAUUCUUGAGGAUACAACAGAGCAUCUUAAAGAUUAUCUUUCUAACGCCAAAAAAUGUAGCUUUUGUGGCGGUCCAUACUUUGAAAGCUUUGUGAAAAGAGGAAAGAUUAUUGAUAAGAAUGAGCAGCAUAUUCCUCUCGAAUAUAGAUUGUGUAGCCCACAUUGGAAUACCGAGCAAGAACGAGUUAGUUUAUUGUUUUGUGCGUUACCGGAUACAGCCCCUAGUUCCGAACCGUAUAAACAUCCAAAUCAUAGCGACCCUACAGUUACUUCUGAUUGUAAUGCGUCCGUUGUGAGUGUCUCGACUUCUUUUGAGCCACGACAAAAACUCCAACGUUCCUCUUCACGACGUUCCAUUACCAUUCCUCUUAGCUCCCUAACUAGAUCCCCCUCUUUACCAAGUCUACCAAGAUCGGCUUCUCCAAGGCCUUCCAGUCAAUUAGGAGAUGACGUAAGUGUGAAAAAGAGUAACGGUGCACGAGGAAAAAAUGGCGUGUUCCUGUUGCGAUCAAGGAAAAAUAGUUCUGCGUCUACAAUUUUGGGAAAACCUCCGUUUAGCAAUUCGACUUCGCGAUUUAGUUCGAGAUGGCGCAUAUAG
Funneliformis geosporum is the source of this 3204-nucleotide messenger RNA. NCBI's taxonomy places the organism in Eukaryota, Fungi, Glomeromycota, Glomeromycetes, Glomerales, Glomeraceae. The record is from the annotation of a GenBank genome assembly.